Molecule: messenger RNA, 2334 nt
Organism: Venustampulla echinocandica
Lineage: Eukaryota; Fungi; Ascomycota; Leotiomycetes; Helotiales; Pleuroascaceae
Exons: 1
Coding region: 1-2334 (777 amino acids)
Biological process (GO): protein dephosphorylation; negative regulation of MAPK cascade
Cellular component (GO): nucleus; cytosol; cytoplasm
Molecular function (GO): protein tyrosine/threonine phosphatase activity; MAP kinase tyrosine/serine/threonine phosphatase activity
Source: RefSeq, a predicted model, not a curated record
AUGGCCCAUAUUUCCAGUCUUCAUAAUGCUAAUGAUCGUGUCUUAAAGCGGUCUUUCACGGCAGUCACCAUAUCACCUUCGCCCGAACGAUUAGCGGUUUCGAGUACGGCAGGAUCACAGUCGAGGAAGUUGCGGCAGCGCGCCGACGGGAUUUCGGCGCAGGCUCCUGGAUCUAGAGGACGCACUCCCUAUUCCUCAAAGAUGCCAUCAACAGCGGGGCCUAGAAUGUAUGAGAAUCAUAUACCUUCAUUUAUGUCCAUAUAUGGUAUGGACUCGGCUGUAACUGAGAACGGCGAUGCGACUAUUGGAACAAAGUUACCAGGAACAGCGUUCCGGCCGCAAGAACAGCGACGCCCUCGACCUGAACAGCAGCCAGAGCGGCAAAAUUUGGAACAAAAUGGCACCGACCCUGCACAAAUACACGGUCAUCAAUACCGUGAGAGCACAUCUACAACCUCGGACUCGACCGACUCAUCACCCACAACCACGAUAUCUACUGUGGACUCAUCUUCAUUAUCAGACCCUUCACCUAGUUCUUCUCCCGAAUCUCCUAUUACCUUGGUGCCACUCUCCUCCUUUGGGGGAACAACUUUCGGUCUAGACGCAUUUCAAAGUUUAAAAAUGGCGGACAAUAACCCGAGCCGAUUACCUCUGAGCGACGAGCGGCCCAUGACCUCGCCAUCACCCCGAAAGUUUAAGAACCCAAAGAGCCUUGCUCUCAAUCUGAAUCCAUCCUCACAGCCAUUCCAGGCCUCGGAGCCUUCAUCACCCUCAUUCAUCAAACCCCCAGCUUUGAAGCCAAGGAAGAAACCUAGCAUCCUCAGUCUUAAUACCGGAGCGGCUAACUCACUUUGUUUACCGGGGGAGUCUCUAGCAUCUCCUAGGCUGCCAUCAAUGUUGCAAAGGAGAAGUUUGAAGCAUUCCAUCUCAUCACCUCAGAUGCUAUCGACACCAAGUUUCGGCCCGAGCGGCGGUAUGACUUUAGGAGCCCCCAAGGCCUGCUGUCCUCCACGCUUCAAAGAAUCUAACCUUGCUGCAAAUACGUUCACCAUCAGCGAGGAUGCCGACUUAGAAGCUCCUGCUGGUGUGCAAAUGGCAACUAGGAUACCCGGGGUAACAGUUGGUGGAGAUAGUUUCGAUCGACCUCACACUGGCGAGGAUGCAAAAUCGCCAUCUUAUCCAGAUGGGCCGAUAUUGAUGUACGAACCUAGCGUUCAUCUAUACCUGGAGCCGAAGGCUGAGGAGGCGAUGAAGUUUGAUGUUAUUAUCAAUGUUGCUCGGGAAGUCAAAAACCCUUUGAAAGCGGCAGAUGAGAAGGCGAAGGAGAGAGCAUCACCUACAGACAGUAUAAUCCCGGAAGUCAGCUCACCAUCUGGUGAUAUUGCUCCCGACACCGCAGCCACGAUGCUUUCUUUCAGAACCGCUUUUGAGGUACAGCCGCCCGGUUCGACGGAAUCAUCACCAACGACGCCAAAGCCAUCUACUGAGACUCGAAUGCCGGAGUACAUCCACGUGCCUUGGGACCAUAAUACCGACGUUAAGGAUGAAUUGUGGGAUUUGUGUGAAACGAUUGACUCCAGGGUAAAGGAAGGAAAGAGGGUGCUAGUUCACUGUCAACAAGGCGCUAGUCGGUCUGCCACCCUUAUCAUUGCGUACGGGAUGUACAUCAAUCCGGAGCUUGGAGCGACCGAGGCAUAUGCCCAAGCGCAGGCUAAAUCUCGCUGGGUUAACCCCAAUAUGUCCCUUCUGUUCUCGCUGAACGACUUCAAAAAGAUUAUCGACCAGAAGAAGAAUGACAAGAUCAGCAUGCCCCGCAAACCAACAGUCAGGCAUCGACCGACGUUAUCGGCAGAUACAAUCGAAUCGCCAAUAACCCCGUCCCGUGCGCGAGGCAACUCCACACCAGGUACCGCAGCUCGAGAUAAAACUAGAUCGAUGAUUGAAACGGGCAAGGAUGCUCCUAAUAGUGACCCGGCAGCUUCCCGAUUCGCUGACUUUGAUUUCGGGUUCGGCGAAAAGACUCUCUCUUUCAGACCGUCUCAGUCUGUACCUCCUGCUAAGCCUAGCCAAGAGAGUGAUUGGGAAACAUUAAUGUCUCCUCGAGUGACAGAAAUGACGCAGAAUCCGCUUGAGGGAUUCUCUCGUGGUCUCGGCACUGGUUCUGCAAUGCCACCACCUUCGGAGCUCUUCUCGCCUGUGGCUUUCGAAUUUCCCCGAUCAUCCUUCUUCCCUCCACCAGCCCAGCGGAUGUCCCUUGCGGUUGACGAGGAUCCUCGGAGCCCACCGACGAAGGGCGAGGCCCCUAUCACGCGAUCGAUCGAUGAUUUUCUCUGA